CAUGUUCCGCCAACUACUCCGGCAAGGCGGCUCAGCCCGUCGUAUGCCCCUACGAUGCGCGCCUUGCUCCUCGUCAAUUGUUUCUGUCCGCCUUCUCUCCUCCUCGCACUCAAAGGUCUACAGCAGCGCCGAUGAGGCAGUUAAGGACAUCAAGUCCGGCUCUGUCGUGCUCAGCUCCGGCUUUGGCCUUUGCGGUACGCCUGACACUUUGAUCGACGCCAUUAGCAAGAACACGCAGAUCCAGAACCUCACAUGCGUCAGCAACAAUGCCGGCAGUGGGGAGCGAGGACUUGGCAAGCUGCUGGUCGCUGGCCAAGUCGGUAAGAUGAUCUCGUCCUUCAUUGGGUCCAACAAGACGUUCGAGCAGCAGUACCUGGAUGGCAAAGUGUCCCUUCAGCUCACACCGCAGGGAUCCAUCGCAGAGAGGUGCAGAGCAGGCGCCUUUGGUAUCCCUGCCUUCUACACGCCUACCGGGUACGGAACUGCAGUACAGACGGGGGACAUCGUUGUGCGUUACAAGAAGGAAGGCGAUGCCAAGCCCGAGCCUAAAGAGUGGGCUACACCUCGUGAGACUCGCGAGUUCAACGGGCGCAAUUACAUACUCGAGGAGGCCAUCCAUGCCGAUGUGGCUAUCGUCCACGCGUGGAAAGCAGACGAAAUGGGCAACUGUCAAUUCCGCUACGCAGCCAAGAACUUCGGGCCCGUCUUCUCCAAGAACGCUAAAUUGACCAUCAUCGAAGCAGAGGAGAUCGUCCCGGUGGGCAGCAUUGACCCCAACUUCGUCGAUGUCCCCUCCAUCUUCGUCGACCGAAUCGUCAAGGCAACGAUGCCGAAGCAGAUUGAGGUGAAGACGUUACGCGAGGAGAAGAAGCCGCCCUCGAAGGAGGAAUCUGCCCCUGCUGACGAGGCGAAAGCUAAGGGCAAGGCUCGUAGAAGGGCUAUUGUGGCUCGAGCAGCAAAGGAGCUCCAGGCCGGGGACUAUGUCAAUCUUGGUGUGGGGAUGCCUUCGCUGGUGCCCAACUUCCUGCCUGAGGGUGUGGACGUGACGCUGCACAGCGAGAAUGGGAUCUUGGGCAUGGGUCCCUAUCCUACACCCGCGGAGCUAGAUGCUGACCUGGUCAAUGCGGGUAAAGAGACGGUGACCCUCUUGCCCGGGGCGUCUACGUUUGACUCGACUGAGUCAUUCGGCAUGAUCAGGGGAGGGCAUGUGGACGUGACGAUGUUGGGCGCUCUCCAAGUCGCGGCCAACGGAGAUCUGGCCAACUGGAUGAUCCCGGCAAAGGUCGUCAAAGGAAUGGGCGGCGCAAUGGACCUCGUCUCCUCGCCAGACAACACCAAGGUCGUCGUGCUCACAGACCACGUAGACAAGAAUGGUCAAUCCAAGAUCGUUCACCGUACUAAGCUCCCCCUCACUGGAUCGCGCUGCGUCUCGAGGAUCAUCACGGAUCUGUGCGUCUUCGAUGUCAACCGCAAGGGAGAGGGAGGCUUGACAUUGAUUGAGCUGAUGGAAGGGGUGAGCUUGGAGGAGGUCAAAGAGAAGACGGAUGCUCCAUUUGAGAUUGCGAGUGGGAUUGAAGCGUGAGGGCAAGGAUCGUACGAUGCAAUUGAACCCUCAUGGCCGUACCCGUACCUUUGCGCGUGCCAAUUGCUGUCGUGUGACACUAGAGUAGGCCUCUUGCACUAAUCAUCCGUCGUCGCGUUCUGUAUUGCCUUGGCUUCGCCGUGAAUAGAAGUGGAAGUUUGAACCCGGG
Messenger RNA from Jaminaea rosea, 1751 nucleotides. Its product is annotated as 3-oxoacid CoA-transferase. The transcript is spliced from 4 exons. NCBI's taxonomy places the organism in Eukaryota, Fungi, Basidiomycota, Exobasidiomycetes, Microstromatales. Gene Ontology annotation, molecular function: succinyl-CoA:3-oxo-acid CoA-transferase activity. The annotation marks the transcript as partial. Gene Ontology annotation, biological process: ketone body catabolic process. The record is from RefSeq and is a predicted model, not a curated record.